UAAAUUUGCUUUCCAAAAUGAUUGAAGUAGAAGUCAAGCGAUCGACGUGCCGUGUCGAGGGUUUGCUGACAAACGGGUUAGGAAAGUCAUUCAGAAAUUACCAACGGAUUAAAUUAGAUUUCGUAUUUAAAAGAGAAAUCGAAAUUCAGGUUAAUUUAGGUCAUCUGAAAUACAUCAACUGAAGUAUCAAACCUGCGUUGUUGGGACAGCAGUUACGAUCAUGCCUUGUCCUUUUUUGACACGAUUAAGCCAAAAUUAUGUACGAAAUUACGCUCCUGUUCUGGUGAAAAUGUACGCCAACCAGUGUCCCGUGGUGUCGAGGUCAAUUAACCAUACAGUAAAUUUCCCAGAUGUUCAAGAAAAUUUGUCUGUUGAUCAAUAUCCAUUUUUAAACGAAAUACCUGAUGCUGACAAAGGAAUUAAAACUGUGGAUCCAUCUCCAUUAAGUGUGAAUUUCAACCAGGGUUCAGAAUCUUUUGGUUAUGACCAAUUUUUCCAUGAACAAAUUUUGAAGAAGAAAAAAGAACAUUCCUAUAGGAUUUUUAAGAAAGUCAAUAGACUAGCUGGCCCCGGGCAAUUUCCAAGCGCCAUUGAAUAUUCAUCUGGAGCAAAAGCAGUUACUGUAUGGUGCUCCAAUGAUUACCUAGGGAUGUCCUGUCAUCCAGAAGUCAAAAAUGCAGUCAGUCAAGCCUUAGAGACAUAUGGUACUGGAGCUGGUGGAACAAGAAAUAUAUCAGGCAACUCCACUUUACAUGAAAAUCUGGAAAAAGCCCUGGCCAGUCUUCACCAAAAAGAAGCUGCUUUACUGUUCACUUCCUGUUUUGUUGCCAAUGACACCACACUAUUUACUUUAGCUAAAUCGCUGCCAGGUUGUCACAUAUUUUCAGAUGCUGGCAACCAUGCAUCAAUGAUCCAAGGAAUUAGGAACAGUCAGGUGCCUAAACACAUCUUCAGGCACAACGACCCCAUCCACUUAGAAGAUCUUCUAAAAAAAGUGGACAAGCACAUACCAAAAAUAGUAGCAUUUGAGACAGUACAUUCCAUGUCAGGAGCUGUUUGUCCUUUAGAGGAUAUAUGUGAUGUUGCACAUAAAUAUGGCGCCUUAACAUUUGUGGAUGAAGUCCAUGCCGUAGGCCUGUAUGGCAAUCACGGGGCUGGCAUAGGGGAAAGAGAUGGGGUAUUGGAUAAAAUGGACAUGAUCUCAGGCACUCUGGGGAAAGCAUUUGGAAAUAUCGGUGGAUAUGUAGCUGGAAAUGCUAAUUUAAUUGACAUGGUUCGUUCAUAUGGUGCUGGGUUUAUUUUUACUACUUCAUUGCCACCUACAGUCUUGGCGGGAGCAUGCAAGUCAAUAGAGAUACUGGCCUCAGAUGAAGGGAGACAAUUAAGGCACAAACACCAAGAAAAUGUGAAAUAUUUACGCGAGGCGUUAUUGAGAAAUGGUUUUCCAGUAGAACACACGCCAAGUCAUAUAAUACCCAUCAAAAUUGGUAACCCCGCGCAAUGUAGCGCGGUAUGUGAUACAUUGUUAAUGGAAAAAGGUCACUACAUACAAGCUAUUAAUUAUCCUACGGUUGCCAAAGGUCAGGAAAAACUAAGAUUAGCCCCUACGCCACAUCAUACGCAUGAAAUGAUGGACGGUCUUGUUAAUGAUUUAAAAGAAGUAUGGGUUCGUUUGGGGCUCCCCUUAACCGGUUCCCGUUGUCAGAAUGAAUGCCAGUUUUGUCAGAAACCCUUGUUGUUUGAUUUCUAUGAGUCCAGAAACAGAAGUUGCGCUACCGAAUUCCUAUGCAACAAGCCAAAUUGCCCACAGAUGGUAGCGGUCAUAUAAUUUUUUUAAAAUAUCGUUUUAAAACUUGGUUGCAAUUGUAUUUUCAUAAAUUUCUUAUGAAUCA
Molecule: messenger RNA, 1892 nt
Organism: Cylas formicarius (sweet potato weevil)
Lineage: Eukaryota; Metazoa; Arthropoda; Insecta; Coleoptera; Brentidae
Product: 5-aminolevulinate synthase, erythroid-specific, mitochondrial
Exons: 6
Coding region: 221-1828 (535 amino acids)
Biological process (GO): heme biosynthetic process; hemoglobin biosynthetic process; erythrocyte development
Cellular component (GO): mitochondrion
Molecular function (GO): 5-aminolevulinate synthase activity; pyridoxal phosphate binding
Source: RefSeq, a predicted model, not a curated record